ACUCCAGACCGAACCGCGAUCGCUCGACACAUACACAACUGUCGCGCAAAUAUGGCACCAAUAUCACUCGCAGAAAUCGUGUCGGCUCUCCCAUCUGCGGAUGGCUGGGGACCAGCGACCUCCACCGAGACCACUCUCGAUGGCGUCCCAUACGCACCAUACUCCAAGGGCGACAAGUUAGGGCGCAUGGCCGAUUGGACCUCCGAGGGCAAGGAUGGCAGAGAUGGCAGAGGUGGAAGGCAACAAUAUAACCGCAACUACAGAGACCAGCAAGUUUACGGUGCCGGAACCUCGUCGCUUUUCGCCGUUCAGCUCGCCGAGGAUGAGUCUUCUUUCUCCGUCGUCAGCAACACGCGCGAUACCGCCAAGACCCGAUUUGGAAGAGGUGGAGGGUUCGGCCGUGGCCGUGGACAGCGUGGCGGGCGCGGGGACGCCAGAGGCGGCAGAGGCCAGUUCCAGAGAGUCAGCAACGGACGUGGAGGAGCACAGGGUGGAUACGGUGGCUACGAUUCUCGCGGAGGCCGUGGUGGUGCUCGUGGCGGCCGCAGAUUCGGCUGGAAGGAUUACGACAAGCCGCAGCGCAACCGCGAUGCGUCGGUUAACAUCAAGCCUGACUGGAAGCUGCUUGAGGAGAUUGAUUUCAACCGUCUCACGAAGCUGAACCUCGACGCCGACGACGGUGAGGAUGUCGACAGCUACGGUUUCGUGUACCGCUACGACCGCUCCUUCGAUAAGCCUGCUACGAAGAGCAACGAGCGCAAGCUCAACGUUGUCGACCGCGCCUCCUACAACGUCACCACUUCCUCCGAUCCCGUCAUCCAGGAGCUCGCCGAGAGGGACGAGGCUACCAUCUUCACCACCGACAGCGUGCUCUCCAUGCUGAUGUGCGCGCCCCGCUCCGUGUAUCCCUGGGACAUCGUGAUCGUGAGGCAAGGAAACAAGAUCUUCCUUGACAAGCGUGACAACGCCGCCCUGGACAUGGUCUCCGUAAACGAGAACGCCGCCGACUCCCCGAUGGACGCCUCCGAGGGUAACAAGGACGCCAUCAACCAGCCCGCUGCGCUCGCCGAGGAGGCCACCUACAUCAACCACAACUUCGCGAACCAGACCAUGAUCGAGGAUGACGCACACCGCUCCGACAUGGCUAACGAGAACCCCUUCUACAACGCCGCCGAGGAGACCGACCCGCCCGCAAGCAAGGCCUACAAGUACCGCCGCUUCGACCUCGCCGUUACCGACGAGGAGCCGCUCAACCUGAUUGUCCGUACCGAGCUCGAUGCCGUCACCAAGAACGCUAUCAGCGGCGAGGACCAGUACGUCACUGUCAAGGCCCUCAACGAGUUCGACCACAAGGCCCAGGGAAGCGGUGGUGCCCUCGACUGGCGCACCAAGUUAGUCUCGGCUCGUGGUGCCGUUGUUGCCACCGAGAUGAAGAACAACUCGUGCAAGCUCGCUCGCUGGACCGUCCAAUCCAUCAUCGCGAACGCCGAUGUCAUGAAGCUCGGAUUCGUCUCCCGUGCCAACCCCAAGUCCAACGACCGCCACGUGAUCCUCGGCGUCAUCGGCUGGAAGCCCCGCGACUUCGCGGCGCAGAUGAACCUUUCCCUCUCCAACGGCUGGGGUAUCGUCCGCACCAUCGUCGACAUGUGCAUGGCGCAGCCCGAGGGCAAGUACGUGCUCGUUAAGGACCCGAAUAAGCAGAUCCUAAGACUGUACGACGUGCCAAGUUCGUCGUUUGAGGAGGAGGCUGAGGAGGAGGCUGAGGUCGCUGAGGAGGAUGAGGAGGAGUAGAGGGGGGGAUUAUUGAUAGAUGGCAAUAAUGUUGUUACGUGUUAGGUGUGGUUCUUCUCUAUCCUGUGACUUCCGUGACCGACUUGGGAAUCCUCCGCCACCCCGUCUUACCUGCCUACCCGCGCUCUCCCCAUCCCGCCCCCCGUCCAUUCCGGCUCGCCCCUUUCCUUCACCCCCUCGCCACCUCCAAAACCCAAACUGAAACCCCCGCCGCCGUUCACUCCCCGCACCAAAAGCACUGCCCCAAACCUUUCCCGGCCGUUUCAACCAUUGUCUCAACCGUUUGGGGCAAAAGGAAAUCGAUAUGCUCGGGGAAGCUCUCGCACGGACCUCGACCGCACAGACGGCCGCAAGGCUGGCUAAACCGCGGUGGUCUUGCGAGGAAGCCGGUCCCCGGACCGCUGUCCUGUUUUGGUCUGGCUAUCCUUUGGCAUAAACACAAUGCAAGAUGCCUCUUUAACAACUAGAUCUAGCAUAGCUUAUAACGAGUCAACUUUGUUAUAACGACCAAGUGAUGGUGAUGGUAAUAGAGCGUUGAUCUAGAACGCUAAAAUCAGUCUAUGCAAAGUCUUUGUAACGUUCUAUUUUCUCUUUGUAUAAUACCUCUAGAAACAGCAGACGCUUAAGCAUUGCGAUAGGCGGCAACUUCAAGUGCGCAAACAAUUAUCAAAUAGGAAG
Messenger RNA from Pseudogymnoascus destructans, 2469 nucleotides. RefSeq lists its product as uncharacterized. The transcript has 3 exons. The record is from RefSeq and is a predicted model, not a curated record. The coding region runs from base 52 to 1791 and encodes 579 amino acids. Lineage: Eukaryota; Fungi; Ascomycota; Leotiomycetes; Thelebolales; Thelebolaceae. Gene Ontology annotation, molecular function: translation initiation factor activity. Gene Ontology annotation, cellular component: cytoplasm; eukaryotic translation initiation factor 3 complex. Gene Ontology annotation, biological process: translational initiation.